AAGGAUAUGCCCAGCAUAUCAAAGUCCUCUUCAGUGCCAUCAGAAAAACAGCAUCAUAUAUGCUGCCACACAAGUGACUCCAGGGUUGUUUCUAAGACCCGAGGGCGGGGAAUUCCCCCACCUAAAAUGACAGAAAUGUUACCAAGAAGAAAAAAUGUUGUGGCAGCGUUUUGUGGCAAUAAACAGCUGUGCAGGAAAGGCAUUCAUCUUAGAGCCAAGGAAAAGGAAGUUACCUGCCCAAGACAUGAAGACUGCACUGCAACAAUUCCUCUAGACACCACCAUUGGAGACGAAAAGAGAUGGGCUGCGGAAUGCAUUAAUGAGCUUCAUAGUAUUGGUCGUCCACUUAUCAUUUCCCAUUUCACCAGUGAUAGAGACAGUGCUGCUGCUUCUGGUGCAUCUGGAAAGCAAGGGCAUGUAAUUGAAAACCACAAAGACCUGCAUCACUUCUUUGACACUCAAAGACAGAACGACAACAAAGGCGUCGAGCUAACAUUUUCUUUUAUUGAUAUCGUUAAUUAGAAUUUCUGUACUAAUAGUCGUACAUAAAAAAAUUCAAAUCAUAUUAGAAUAAAAAUGUAAAUGAGUAAUAUUUUGUGCUGCUUUUUAAUAAAAACUCGUGUAUUUCCUUAUAAAAUAGGUAUUGAUGCAUUUGUAAUACAAUAACUCAUAACGGUUACAAAAAUUGAAGAAAUUUCAAUAUUCAAAAAUAAAUUAUUUUCUUUCUGCUUAAAACAGUCUGAAAACAAUUUUCACAGGUUCAUACUUUGAAUACGAGGUUACAACACAUGGAAUUGAACAUAUUUAAUUGUAUAAGUUACACAAAAGGAUUGGAAACAUGUUCUUGCAAUUUACAUGUUCCUCUAAUAAUACAACACAUCAUCAGUGUGUCCCUAAUUAUAAUAAUUUAGUUGAAUAAAUGGAAUAAACAUCUUGUAAUACUUUUAAUACUUUAGGGAACCCAUUUCUUAUGCGCAUUUAGAAGGCGGUGCAUAAGAAAAAUCUGAACGAUUGCCAAUCCAGACGAUCACUAUAUGAUCAAAUUUUGGCCGACUAUUAAAAAUGCCUUACUGAAGCAUUGUAAACAUUAAGGUCAGACAACACAUACGUUCCUCAAUUUUAGAUAACUUUUUCCAGGAAUUUGUUAAUGGUUUACUACUACUUUGACAAGCUUUCUUGCAAAAAAUUAGGGUACCUUACCAGGCAUUUCUGCAAAAUACUAGAGUAUGCAAUUUCCUAGUAUAUAAUCUUCUUGAAAAAACCCUUGAACUGCUGAUAUAAAAAUAAAUACAUCUACAGCACAGUGAAAUUCACUAUAUUAGAACUAUAUCUCCACCUGGGCAGGGCUUUGAACUCAGGACCUCUUGAACUUAUACGCUUCUAAAAGUGAGCGACCACGGUUCAAACCACUCAACCAUCUAGACGUAUUACCGAUUCCAAGUAAAUUUUGAUCAUUUUUAAAGUAAUUAUUAAAUUAAUAUUUUCUAUUGGAACUCUUUAUUACGAGGAGAUACAUAAAAAAUUCUCGAGGAACGUGUCGUUUGACCUUAAAAUUGGAAAAAUAAUUUUUGACCAAAAUCGUGACGAUGCCCCUUUAAACUGACUGAACCUUUUUUAUUUUACAAUGAUUGAUAAACAAGUUCUACAAAUCAUAUUAAUAUCUUUCGUUGCCCCUUUAAUUGAUUACUUAUACUCUCAGUAUAUUAUUAAUGAAAGAGAAAUCAUUGUUGAGUGCUUAAAGAAAAAUUUGGGAUCGGAAAACUAACACUUAUGCAGCUUUUA
This is a messenger RNA of Magallana angulata, 1782 nucleotides long. RefSeq lists its product as uncharacterized. NCBI's taxonomy places the organism in Eukaryota, Metazoa, Mollusca, Bivalvia, Ostreida, Ostreidae. The record is from RefSeq and is a predicted model, not a curated record. The transcript is spliced from 2 exons. The coding region runs from base 7 to 522 and encodes 171 amino acids.